UUUACUGAUUUCACUUCUAAAAAAUAUCGUGAUUAUAGUUUUUGGGCGGUGUUGCUUUUCUUAGGCCGAACAAUUGUUGACGCCGCCUCAUUAAAACCAGAUCGUACUCUACGUCGCCGGACCAUUGCUCGCUGCCGCCGGUGCUCUUCUUCUCCUUAUUUGCUUUACUCUGGUUUAAAUCACAUGCUAAAUGAUCUUUGAUUCAAGUCUAAAUAGCAAACGGAGAAGACUGACGAUUACUGAAUCAAUGGAUGCGGAUUUAGCUAUGGCUAAGUUAAAAGCUGCGAAGGAAAAAUAUGGAAGGGAAAUCCGUGUAUUUGAGACGGUAACAACAUCUCAAGAACCAUCAGAAGUAGCAAAAAAUGAGGAAACUGAUGAGUUUUAUGAGUUUACUCCAGAGGAUUACUACCGCCUCAUGUCGACCAAGAAAGAAGACAAGUACUUAAAGACGAGAAAAAUACGAGAAGCCGAGGCGGCAGCACGCAGGUCAAGAUUUACCAAAGCUGUUAUUAGGAUUCGGUUUCCUGAUGGUUACACAUUGGAGGGUACAUUUCACCCUUCAGAGUCACUACAGAGCAUAUUUGAUCUUCUGAAGAAAGUGCUCGCUAGACCGGAACUUCCUCAUUACCUAUAUACUACUCCACCAAAGAAGCUGGUUAAGGACACGAGUCAAGAUUUCUUUGCUGCUGGUUUUAUCCCGGGUGCAAUUGUGCAUUUUUCAUAUGACAUGCCGAAAGAUGCUGCUGCUGAUUCUGUUCCCUAUCUUCUUGAAGAUGUCAUUUCUUUGAAGGGCUUGGAUCAUAUACCUGAAGCAAAGACAGAACCCACCGAGUCUACCUCCCAAAGUAUAACAAAUGAUCCGCCUGUUGUGACCGAGCAGCGCAAACCAGUCGACAAAAAGGCAGCCAAGCCAAAGUGGUUAAAAAUGUGAUUUGAGUGUGUUGUGUUGCUAUCUUUAGCCUCUAUGCUGGUUUCAACUUGUUUCACUUUGGUUCAUUUGUGAAAUGUAAUUAUGGGCUUGAUUUCAGAGGUUCAAACUUUCAGCUGUCUAUUACAUUACCUCUGAUUAACCAUCUUAGUAACUACAAAAAUUUUAUUAUCUCAAUCGUUGUGCUUUCACUUCGCCAUUUAUAAA
Molecule: messenger RNA, 1135 nt
Organism: Amaranthus tricolor (Joseph's coat)
Lineage: Eukaryota; Viridiplantae; Streptophyta; Magnoliopsida; Caryophyllales; Amaranthaceae
Product: plant UBX domain-containing protein 1
Exons: 2
Coding region: 191-931 (246 amino acids)
Biological process (GO): protein-containing complex disassembly
Molecular function (GO): ATPase binding
Source: RefSeq, a predicted model, not a curated record